Molecule: messenger RNA, 2995 nt
Organism: Actinia tenebrosa (Australian red waratah sea anemone)
Lineage: Eukaryota; Metazoa; Cnidaria; Anthozoa; Actiniaria; Actiniidae
Product: protein fem-1 homolog B
Molecular function (GO): protein binding
Source: RefSeq, a predicted model, not a curated record
AAAAUAAUAUUUUAAAGCAAAAAUAUCCUUUACAGCUCGGUUUUAAAUGAAGAAAAACGUCUACGAGGGAUUUAACUAUGGACUCGUACUUUAAUUUCAACGAAAAGUAGCUUUUUGAAUUUUAAAAAAGGACCUUUGAAGCACGAGUUUCUAGAGAAAUGGAGUUUUGUCUUUAGUGAUGACAACUUAGGUCCUCAUUGUCCUUUAUAUAUCUGUGUUUUUUGUUUUAAAUGUUGACUAAAAUACAAACACUUUAUAAUGGAGUUAGUCAACGAUAUCUACAAAAGCGCAAGACAAGGUUCUUCGUCGAACUUAAAGAUCCUUUUGAGCAGCUUCAAGUCCAAAGCUAAAGAAAGAAGUAAGCUGAUUGAGCACAAAACGAAAGAUAAUGACCAGAUAACGACUCCCUUGAUUAUAGCUUCUCGUAAUGGCCACAUCAAGUGUGUAAAGAUUCUUCUGUCUUACGACGCUAAUAUAGAAGCAAGAGGGACUGUUAAAAUUGAUGAUCAGAUUAUUGAAGAGACAUCAGCUUUAUGGGCGGCGGCAGCAAAAGGUGAAAUGGAAAUUGUCAAGCUGUUAAUCAAAAAGGGGGCAAAUGUUAACUCUAGGACUAAGACAAACUCCACGCCUCUUAGAGCUACUGCAUAUGAUGGGAGACUAGAUAUUGUAAGCUACCUAGUUGAACAUGGAGCUGAUGUUAAUGUGAAGAAUAACUUUGAGAACACUCCUUUGAUGGUAGCAUGUUAUAAUGGUCAUAGGAGUGUAGUUAACUAUCUGAUUGAGAAAGGUGCUAAGGUUGAUGCUCAAGACAAACAAGGGAAUACUGUACUUCACUAUGCUGUAGAACGAGGACACUUAGAUAUUGUCAAAGAUCUGGUUGCUAAAAGAGCUUCACAACUUGCCAAUAAUCUUGGCUUAACACCAUUACUUCUAGCAAGUAAUGACUGUAAGAUUGAAAUGGUUGAAUACUUCAUUGCUAGACCAGACUGUAGCAAGUUAAAUGAAAUACACAGCCUUGAACUCUUAGGAGCAACAAUUGCUAAUGAGCCAGAUGCUUAUGAUAUCGAUAAAGCCUAUGAAUUCAUGAUGCGAGGAAUGAGGAAACGCUACAAGGGAGAUAAAUGUGUGAUAAAGAAAGAUGUCCUUCCCCCAAUACAAGCAUAUCAAAAUAGGAGUGAGUGUCAAACUGAAGAUGAGCUGAAGGACAUCCAGAAAGACUCUCAUGCCAUACACAUGGAGGGAUUAGUGGUGAGAGAAAGAGUUCUUGGGCCCAAAAAUACUGAGCUACGCUUCCCUGUUCGCUACAGAGGGGCUGUCUUUGCAGACUCGGCUAAUUUUGAGCUGUGUAUAGCACUCUGGAAGCAUGCAAUGGACAUUGGGCAACAGAAUGAUCUGGCAGUUGUAGACGACCUGAAGAUUUUUGGAGACUUUUUUUGUCACAUGAUUCAACGUAAAGUGUUUCCAAGCUUUGCAGAUGUUUUUGAUGUCCUUGAGCAUGCGGUUCUAGAGUAUGAAAAAUUGAGUCAAAAGAUUCAGAAAGCUGAAGAAAAUAAAUCAAAAACACUGAAAGAUGAUUUGGAAAGUGUCAUGCACAGGUCACUUUAUCUUCUCACAAUAUUUGAGCAGCUUAAUCUCACGGAAUCUGCAGAGAAAAUGCUCCAUCAGCUGUUGUAUAGAUAUCUUUGUAUGAAUCCCAGGACGAAACAAGGCAAAACGCUUGUUCACUUGGCUGUUUCAGGUGCAACACCUACCGACGAGCAUUACACUAAAGAUGUCUGUACCUAUCCGUGCUAUAAGACGACCAAGCUUCUGCUUCAGACAGGUGCUCAAGUGAAUACUAUUGAUGAUGAAGGCAAUACUCCUCUUCAUACAGUAGUGAUGACCAAACCAAAACAGGGACAACAAGAAACAAUGGAGAAGAUCAUCUCUUCUUUAUAUGAUUCUGGAGUUCAUGAGGAUUUGACCAACUCUGCUGGUAAAACUGCCCUUGAGGUUUCAGCUUCUAAAGAACUGAAACAGUUCUUGAUUGUGAAGAGGAGAAUUCUGUUGAAGUGCCUUGCUGCUCGUGCUAUCAAACAUUAUCAACUUCAAUUUACUGGCUUGGUUCCCAAAUCAAUGGAAAUGUUUAUCACUGCUCAUUGACGACGCUGUAGUGUGAAGGGUUGAGGGGACAAGAUGACUGCAGAACACUUGGUGAGGCUAUAGAAAGAUUGAAGGCAAUGAUUAAGCAUAAUAAAUGAGCUGGGCUGUAUAGAAAAUAACAUAGGCCCUGAACAUUUUCACAAAACAUCCAAAGAAUUUGCUAUUAGAUUAAGAUUUAUAAGUACCUUAGUAGUCUGUUUGUAAUUUCUCAUCUGGGCUUCCCAUGUCAAUGAGAUACUCUUUCAGUCUAAACUGCAGUUCAAGGUAUUCAAAGCACACAAAAGAACUCCAUUUGAUCCUUGAACCGAUGUGUGCAAACAAGUCUAGUAAUAAUUAGGUUGAUCUUAUCUUGCACUAUAAUUUUUUUCACAUCCUAGAUCUUACUGUAUACAUGUAGUAUGAUAGCUGUUAUAACUUUUGACAAACACCUAUAUGCAUGUAGGUGUAUUGGUAGUGUAUUUGUAUAAUUAUUUUGUUAGCUUCAUUACAAAUAUUUCAUGCCAUUACGUGGCUUUUCAAAUCACUUAAAAUUAAAUAUCUGAACUCAUUAUUUUGCUAUUAUUGAGGAUUUUGUUCAAGAAAUCGUUUUCAAUUGCAGUAAAGGAACUUAAAUAAAUUUAUUAACAUUUAGCUUAGUCAGCUGAUAAAUAUCCAAUAUUGUGCAAAUUUUAAUUUCUCAUUGAUAACAAAUAAAUCAUUGUAUGUUUGGCUAUCAGAUGUUAAUACAAUAUAACAAAUAUCAAUAUAAGGAAAGAUAUUGGGAUAAAAAGCAGGUACACUGCCACAAGACCACACCAUUGAAUUUCUAUCCUUGAAAUGAUGGGUUGCUUAUUCAAUUAUUUGGUUCUUUUAA